UGGACGAUGAUGUCAGGCUGAUUCCGGGCACACAAUCCGUAGAAAAUAGCCCAACAAGUGCCUCCAGACAUGCUGUUUCACAUCAAUCAUCAUCGAAUAGCUUAGUACAGACUGUGUAUACUGUCUACACAAGAAGAUGGUACAUGCUUUUGACGCUAUGCCUGCUGAAUGCAUCAAACGCGAUGCUUUGGAUUUCCUUCUCCCCAAUCGCUAAUAUCACUGCUGAAUUCUAUGGCGUAGAUACCAUGGCAGUUAACUGGUUGUCACUGGUCUUUCUUGUUGCCUCCAUUCCUUGUGGGUUCUUCGCCACAUGGUUACUGGAUUCCCUCGGACUUCGGACAGGACUCAUCACUGGAGCCUGGAUCAACUUGAUCGGCUCCGUCCUGCGACUGGUCAGUGGAUUGAAUGUUCCUGAAGCAGCUGCAUAUCCACUGGUCAUCAUUGGUCAGACCAUUGCAGCUUGUGCCCAGCCGUUCCUACUCUUCGCUCCGACAAAACUGGCUGCACUUUGGUUUGAGGAGAAUCACAGAGCCACUGCUAAUAUGAUAGCAUCUAUGUCCAAUCCACUGGGUAUACUUCUUGCCAAUAUCCUUUCUCCCGUGAUAGUCAACUCAAAAGCUGACUUCCCUCUUAUGUUGGAAAUCUAUACUGCUCCUGCUAUUCUCACGACACUCAUGGCUACCUUUGGAAUAUGGAGUGCCCUUCCACCCACACCACCGACGGCAAGUGCUGCUGAACAACAUGAAAGCUUCUUUGAAGGUUUACGAGAUAUACUCCGAAACAAAGCCUACUGGGUCUUGUUCUUUGCAUUUGGUACUGGAGUGGCCCUCUUCAAUACUUUGUCAUCCCUGCUGGAACAGGUAUUCUGUGCAAGAGGCUAUAGUGAUGACUUUGCUGGGAUAUGUGGUGCCUUGUUGAUAGGAUGCGGUGUGAUAGGUGCAGGUGUUGCUGGUGUUAUAGUUGACAAAACGAAAAAGUUUGAAGAAGUGGCAAAGUUAUGUUAUGUGAUGGCUGCUCUUUCACUUAUAUUCUUCACAUUGAUAUCCAUGCACAGAGAUCAACCAGCUCUUGUUGCCUUAUCUCUUGCCCUCUUUGGCUUCUUUGGCUUUGCCUUGUAUCCUGUAUGCCUGGAACUGGGAGUAGAAUGCACAUUCCCAGUGGCUGAGGGCACCAGUGCUGGCUUCCUCAUGAUAUCUGGGCAAAUCAUUGGUGUGGUGUUCAUUAUGAUUAUGCAGGUGAUCGCACAGCCCCUGUCAGCCGAAAAUAUGCCGUACCAGGUCUGCACUGGCAACCAAACUCUUGGUGAUACAAACAUUACACCCCUUGAUUACACAAUUCCGGACCUUGUGUUGAGCGGAGCUGCAUCAUUGGCUGCAUGUGUUCUUUUACUGGCAUUUUGGUGUCCUUACAAAAGACUUCGGAGAGAGACACAAUCCGUUGCAAAUCCCAUUCUCAACUUUAGUGGAAGUGCAGCAGGAGGCAGCAGUAAUAGCCAAGUGAAUACACAACUUCAAUAAACCUUGGCUAGGGGAAUUGCCGUCUGUUUUGAAAUAAGUUGAAUUUACUCCAGUAGGCCUAUUUCACAAUUAGACCAUUGUUAUCUGUUAGUGGUAACAGACUGGUGUGACAUGUCAUCAUUAUGUAUGAGAGGAGGGACACACCUGGCUUUUGGUCUGGAUCAAAACCUAGACUGGCUUUUUGGGGGUGCAACAGAAAUUUUUGUUCAGGUUCAGGUGUUCAGGUAAUUUGGCGGCAGAUGCCGUUGUGUCAUUUGUUCGCAUUCUUGUCCUGCAGAUCAGCUUCUGAUAAUGUUGAUGAAAAGCAAAUUUAGACAGGAUGAAAUUAUAAUCAUGUUUUUAUUUAUUGGGUGAUGUGUAUAUUGUACAAACGCCAAUCAUAGCUUGUGAAGUCUCUUUACCAAACGUCACUCCCAUGAGAAUUACAUGUCUUGGGUUUUGCCACUAUAGUUUUUGUAGAUUCCAUCCAUUGUGGUUAUAGUUCACGCAAGAAGUUCUAUUUCAGGUCAUUGUUAAGGUAUUUGAGUCUAAAAGUGAAGCUAAAGUUGGCAUGCUGGCUGAAUUUCAGAGAGGUAUCGCGCACUCCUGAAAACAACACAGCAUUGGUUCUUGAAUAAAUUGAUUUUGUCCAUUCAUGCACUCCUACUUAAUGGAAUGGUUUUGUAAUGAUCCAAAGUCUUUCAACACUGUAAAAGUUAUCUUUUUUAGAGGAUACUGGUAUGUCUUACCUGUGAAGAAUCAAUUCCCGAACUUUAUGUGAAUCAGCCAGGCCUUCCAACUUGCUGAGCUGGCCUGUCCUUGGAAAGGAGAAUGUUUUUCGAUAAUGUUAGAAAAACUGUGUCAUUGAAGUUUUCUUGUGAUGAAUACAUUUUUUAAGGUCUCUAAAAGUCUAUCCUGCUCUAUCCAAGGCAGGAUGCUCAGCAAGUGGGAAGGCCUGCCUAGGAUCAACCAUGCCUAAGGUUCUCAGUCAGUUUGAAAAGUGAUUCUCCAGGUUGGUCUCACAAAUCCGAAAUACGGGUUUGAUAUGAAUUAAUCUCCUUUUUUUUGUUGAAUUUGAUUGCGAAUGCCUAAAGCUUGGUAAUCAGUUAAUGUUAGCUCAGGAUGUUAUUGGGGUGACCCAGAUUUGUUUAUAAAAUGCUGCCUGUAGUGUAGUAUUUAUGUCUUGUGUAAACAAUGGGCUUUUUUGAACAAAAUGAAUGUGAGUGGUUCUGUACCAUAUAUCUAAAGACUGAAGCUACUUUUAUAAUUCUCCUAUGUAUAUUUUAUGUACAAAAAUAAAAUUAUUUAAUUUAAA
Lineus longissimus is the source of this 2811-nucleotide messenger RNA. RefSeq names its product solute carrier family 49 member A3-like. Gene Ontology annotation, biological process: transmembrane transport. The transcript is spliced from 10 exons. NCBI's taxonomy places the organism in Eukaryota, Metazoa, Nemertea, Pilidiophora, Heteronemertea, Lineidae. Gene Ontology annotation, cellular component: membrane. The coding region runs from base 144 to 1517 and encodes 457 amino acids. The record is from RefSeq and is a predicted model, not a curated record. Gene Ontology annotation, molecular function: transmembrane transporter activity.